Euleptes europaea (tarantolino) is the source of this 5082-nucleotide messenger RNA. RefSeq names its product calmodulin regulated spectrin associated protein family member 2 (gene CAMSAP2). The record is from RefSeq and is a predicted model, not a curated record. Gene Ontology annotation, biological process: neuron projection development; negative regulation of microtubule depolymerization; cytoplasmic microtubule organization. Bases 1 to 4485 code for a protein of 1494 amino acids. Lineage: Eukaryota; Metazoa; Chordata; Lepidosauria; Squamata; Sphaerodactylidae. Gene Ontology annotation, molecular function: microtubule minus-end binding; calmodulin binding; spectrin binding. Gene Ontology annotation, cellular component: microtubule minus-end. The transcript has 18 exons.
AUGGGGGAUGCUGCAGACGUCAAGGAAUUGAGAAAGACGUUCAUUGUCCCUGCCGUCAAACCCUUUGAUCAUUACGAUUUCGGCAGAGCGAAAAUCGCCUGUAAUCUAGCCUGGCUGGUGGCCAAAGCCUUUGGGACCGAAAAUAUACCAGAGGAACUGCGAGAGCCUUUUUAUACGGAUCAGUAUGACCAGGAACAUAUUAAACCUCCUGUUGUUAAUUUGCUGCUAUCAGCUGAACUUUACUGUCGUGCUGGGAGUCUUAUUCUCAAGAGUGAUGCUGCCAAACCACUCUUGGGUCAUGAUGCUGUUAUCCAGGCCUUGGCACAGAAAGGCUUGUAUGUCACUGACCAAGAAAAACUGGUAACGGAGAGAGACUUGCACAAGAAACCCAUUCAGAUGAGUGCCCAUUUGGCCAUGAUUGACACCUUGAUGAUGGCUUACACUGUGGAAAUGGUCAGCGUGGAGAAAGUUAUUGCAUGCGCACAGCAGUAUUCAUCCUUCUUUCAAGCAACGGACCUUCCCUAUGACAUAGAAGAUGCUGUCAUGUUCUGGAUAAACAAAGUGAAUGAACAUUUAAAAGACAUCAUGGAGCAGGAACAAAAACUAAAAGAGCAUCAGGGUGCUGAAACUCCGGGAGGUCAAAAGUCUCCUUCCAAAUGGUUUUGGAAACUGGUUCCUGCUCGUUAUAGGAAGGAGCAAACUCUGCUUAAGCAGCUGCCCUGCAUUCCAUUGGUGGAAAAUCUGCUGAAGGAUGGUACAGAUGGUUGUGCUUUAGCUGCCCUGAUCCAUUUUUACUGCCCGGAUAUAGUCAGAUUGGAGGAUAUAUGUUUGAAGGAGACCAUGUCAUUGGCGGACAGUUUGUAUAAUCUGCAGUUGAUACAGGAAUUUUGUCAGGAGUAUUUGAACCGAUGUUGCCAUUUUUCACUUGAGGAUAUGCUUUAUGCCGCUUCUUCAGUAAAGAGUAAUUAUUUGGUGUUCAUGGCAGAGCUGUUCUGGUGGUUUGAAGUAGUGAAGCCAUCAUUUGUUCAGCCUCGAGUUGUAGUUCAUCCCCAAGCGGAACCUCCAAAAGAAACAUCUUCUGUUCCUGCAGCAAGUGCCUGUAGAAGAAGCUAUUCAGGUGCUUCACAUAGUUCUGACCCAAUAGGCAGUGUGGCUGGACCAACCUUUAAACCAUCUCACCAGAUUCCACCUGUUAGGAAUACUCACAGUCAGCCUUACUCAUCUGUUCCAGUAGGCAGCAUUAGAAGAUCUACAUCUAUGUCUUAUAUGGAUGGAUAUGUAGGGACGUGGCCCAAAGAAAAACGAUCUUCAGUGCAUGGAGUUUCAUUUGAUAUUUCUUUUGACAAAGAAGAUAGCAUUCAUAUCACAACUCCAAACAGAGGAAUGACUAGAUCUAUUAGUAAUGAAGGUCUUGAGAAAAAUACUGACCGCAUGCCCAGACAUAUUAGAAGAAACCUUUCCUUCAAACCUGUGAAUGGAGAAGAAGAAAGUGAGGAUAUUGAAGAAGAAAAGGAUGGAGACUUUCACAGUAGUCCAGAGGUCAAUAGUAAUCAAAGGAAUGUCAAUCAAGUUAGUCCUUAUAACCUCCCAAAUGGAGCACUGCAAAACAGAUUGGUUACUGAUGAAUAUGGCAAUCUGAUUGAGGCACCAAGCAUUGAACAGGCUUUGCAAAUUAUCCAUGAUACUGAGAAAUCUCCCAGUGUUACUCAGCCACAGCAAAUUACAAAUGGGUUUUUCCUUCACAACAAGGAGAUGACCAUUUUGAAUUCAAACAUCAAACCUGAUCAAAGUAAUCCUGAUAUUGCAGACACAAAAGGUGCCCUCAGUCCCAUAACUGACAAUACAGAAGGAGACACGGGAAUCCAUGUCCCUUCAGACAUUCCAGAGACUAUGGAUGAAGAUUCUACCUUGAGGGAUUAUACUGUCAGCCUGGAUUCUGAUAUGGAAGAACCAUCUCGAUUUCUGCAUGACUUUGAUGGUAGAGGUGUCAAUCAAAAGGAGCAAUUAAGUCCUUGUCCAAGCUCAAUAAGUGCCAAAUCCCAAGCAGGAAGUAGUGCUUCUUCAAGCUCGGGGGUCAAAAUGACCAGCUUUGCAGAACAGAAAUUUAAGAAACUUAAUCACACAGACAGCAGAAGCAGUGGAAGCAGUUCUCAAAAAACAACCCCAGAAGGCUCUGAGCUGAACAUUCCUCACAUAGUUUCCUGGGCUCAAAUACCUGAGGAAUCUCCUCUCCCUCAGGGAAGAGACACUACACAGUUGCUGGCCUCUGAAAUGGUGCAGUUGAAGAUGAAAUUGGAAGAGAAGAGGCGAGCAAUUGAGGCCCAAAAGAAGAAGGUUGAGGCUGCAUUCACAAAGCAGAGGCAAAAAAUGGGAAGAACGGCAUUCCUUAACAUUGUGAAAAAGAAAAGUGAUGGAAUUUCACCGCUCAGAGAAGAAGCAGCUGGAGCAGAGGAUGAGAAAGUGUUUACUGACUCCAAGCUGAAGGAAAAAGAAACGCAAAAGCCAGGUGAACAGCUAAACAAGGAUUCAGAGAAAAUAAAGGAGAGCACUGAAAAUCCCCACAUCAAAUGGCUUAAGUCCCCAAGUACCCCAGUUGAUUCUGAGAAACAAUGUAAUAUGACAAGUCCUUCAGAAGAGAACAUAAAUGAAGGUGACCUUUUGGAAUAUACAAAGUCUAUUGAGAAGCUCAAUUCUUCCCUACAUUUCCUGCAGCAGGAAAUGCAACGGUUAUCACUUCAGCAAGAAAUGCUAAUGCAGAUGAGGGAACAGCAAGCUUGGGUUAUUUCACCGCCUCAGCCUUCUCCCCAGAAACAAAUUCGGGAGCUUAAAUCUUCUCUGAGAUCUACUGGAUCAUCUCCCAUCGCCUCAUUUUCAUUGGAAUCUCCCCGACCUUCCCACCAGUCCCCACAGUCAUCUUCCAGAAAGAAUUCUACUCUCCCUAGUAAAAUACAAAGGACUCCUAGGCCAAAUGAACUGAAAAUAACACCUUUGAAUCGUACUUUGACUGCUCCACGAUCUGUAGAUAGUCUUCCUCGUUUGAGAAGAUUUUCUCCAAGUCAAGUGCCCAUUCAGACUAGAUCAUUUGUUUAUUUUGGAGAUGAUGGUGAACGUAUAUGUGAACCUCAGUUGAGGGGAAAUUUUGUGAAAGAGGUCAGAAAUACAACUGAGGCAGCUGACAAAGAAGUGGUUGAGAGAGAAGUGGAACAAAAAGUGAUAGAAGAAGUAGUUGAACUAACAUUAGAGGGAAACCAGAUCAGACCUCUUGAGUCCACAGUGUCAGAAGUACUAUCACAGCCCAUUACUGAAACUGUCUGCCUUACUCCAAGUGAAGAGUUACUGAACCCACCAGUAUUGCCACCACCUCUACCUAAAACUGCUAACCUCAUAGAAGUCCCCCUCUCAAACUUGAAACCACCAGAAAAGUCAGAAGAGUCUAUUGAGAAAUCAGAGGGCGAGAGUGACAAAGAACAAUUGGACGAUGACCAAAAAGUGUGUUGUGGAUUCUUUUUCAAGGAUGAUCAAAAGGCUGAAGAUGAUAUUGCAGUAAAACGGGCAGCAUUAUUGGAGAAGCGAUUGAGAAGGGAAAGAGAAACCUUACUUCGAAAGCAGCAGCUGGAAGCAGAGCUGGAACACAAGAAGGAAGAAACAAAGAGGAAGUCUGAGGAAGAACGUCAGAAGAAGGAAGAUGAAAGAGCGCGGCGAGAGUUCAUUAAACAAGAAUAUAUGAGGCGGAAGCAGCUAAAACUCAUGGAAGAAAUGGACAUUGUCAUAAAGCCCCGCCCCCAUUCAUCCAAACAGAAAAAGCCGCGCCCAAAAUCUAUUCAUCGAGAUCAUAUUGAAUCACCCAAGACUCCAAUCAAAGCUCCUCCAGUCUCUAGCCUUUCUCUGGCAUCUCUGAACACAGGAGACAAUGACAGUGUGCAGUCAGGCAAGAGAACCCCACGGUCCGAGUCGGUGGAAGGAUUUUUAUCUCCAAGUCAUUGUGGUAGUCGUAAUGGGGAAAAGGAUUGGGAAAACGCAUCUACAACCUCUUCAGUAGCUUCUGCUACAGAAUAUACAGGACCAAAGCUCUACAAAGAACCCAGUGCAAAAUCUAACAAACACAUAAUCCAGAAUGCUCUGGCUCAUUGUUGCUUGGCUGGAAAAGUAAAUGAAGGGCAGAAGAAUAAAAUAUUGGAGGAAAUGGAGAAAUCAGAUGCCAACAAUUUUCUAAUCCUCUUCCGGGACUCAGGCUGCCAGUUCCGAUCUUUGUAUACGUACUGCCCUGAAACUGAAGAAAUCAAUAAAUUGACUGGGAUAGGCCCCAAGUCCAUUGGCAAGAAAAUGAUCGAGGGGCUCUAUAAAUACAAUUCUGACAGGAAGCAAUUCAGCCACAUACCUGCUAAAACUCUUUCUGCCAGUGUCGAUGCAAUUACCAUUCACAGCCAUUUGUGGCAGAGCAAGAGACCAGUAACACCGAAAAAACUCUUACCUGCAAAGGCAUAGUGACUUGGGGGAGGGGUGGGAAGAAUACCUUACUGCAGACUGUCGUGGGAAACUUGCACUUCAUAUUUGCUGCCUAUUAGAAAAUAGGUUCUUGUUUGCCAACGAGACUCCUUUGAACUCAAGCCUGAAGACCAAGCUCUGUCGUCAUGCACAACUGGAAUGUAAACACAGUAUUUAAGACUCAAACUGACACUUAGGUGAUUAUGCAUUCAUGUGCUCAUGAAAGAUUGAGUCACAAAUGGAGACAGAUAUGCUUUCAUGCAGUCUAGAGUGUUCAUUUCCUAUUUUGAAACACUGAACUAAUGAAUGUUGCAAAUCUAUACUGACAAAUUACAUGUUUUUUACAUUUGUUGCCUUAUACUUUGGUAUUUUGUGCUUAUUCUGGAAUUUGAUGUAGCUGUUAAUAUCUUUACUGGAGAAAUAUUCUGAACUGAUUUACCACACCAUUAAAUUUUUAGCAUCCUCCAGGCCACUUUGCGCUGAAAGGGAGAAGUGUAUUCAUUGAGCUCUCAUUCAUUGCAAAGGAUUUUGCACAGGAAAAGCUCAUUGAUUGCGAAUACUCAGAAUGUUGCUAGCAUGUCUACCAACUUAUUUCUA